UCUUUUGCGUUCUUAAUUCAUGCUGUAAAUAUUAUUUUUUAAAAACUAAUGGAAACUACUUGAUCUAUAAAUGUAGAUGUACAACCUGAAUCGCGAGGUAUUUUAAAUCCAGAAAAAAAUGCCUUUUAUUAAAUGCCUGUUGUUCUCCGCUCCGCCAGCGAGGGCGCUCAGACAGCACAACUGAACGGGCCAAUCAAGAGCACCCAGCUGGAGUGACGCCACUUCCGUGACAGAUUUAUCAACAAUAACAAAAGCGACGAGGAACAGUUUGGCGAUCAAAGUGCGAGUCUUCAAAUGACACGACGUGGAUAAACUGACGGUUAGGAGUUGGUUUGGAUUACAGCGUCCUGUCCCGCGUCUCACUGAGGAGCUGCUCAUUCAGUAGUGCUGUUAUCUCUGAGAAGUGCCGUGAGGACGCUGAGCAGAGCCCAGUCUCUUUGCUGGUUUGCAGCCACAUUUUCCGUUUGAGCCCUGACACUCAAAGGACAAAUAACUUUUGUAGUAAAAGUAAACCUUAUUUUAUGGCACAGCUGUGUCUUUGGACCUGUGAGGACAAAUUGCGCAGCAGUUGCAUAAGGUGCACGGUGUUGGCCGGUGCAAUGGAAGCUUCUGAGACAGAAGGCCGCACCUUUAUGCAGGCGAUCAGUGAGAAGUACAGCCCGGAAAACUUCCCUUGCCGUCGGGGUCCAGGCAUGGGUGUCGUGGUUGUGCCGUCUGAACAUCAGGGAUCACCUAUGAAAGACCGUCUGAACCUGCCCAGUGUUCUGGUUUUGAAUGGCUGUGGAAUCAGUCAUGCAGGAGAAGAGGGAGAAAUCACUGCCUUCUGUGCUCAUGUAGUUGAACUUGAUCUGUCCCAUAACAAGCUCCAAGACUGGCAUGAGAUCAGCAAGAUUGUUUCUAACAUCCCGAACCUGGAGUUCUUGAACCUCAGCUCUAAUCAGCUGAAUGAUGCAGUCUUGGAGCCGGACUGCGCAAAGGCCUUUUCUAGCAUCCGCCGCCUCGUUCUUAACAAUACCCAGGUGUCCUGGGACACAGUGCACACAUUCACACAAGAGAUGCCUGAACUAGAGGAGCUGUUCCUGUGCCUUAAUGAGUACACCACUGUGACACCGGCCGCCAUGCCCUUCCCCACAGUGCGUCUGCUUCACAUCACAGAUAACAGCCUCCACGAGUGGAGUGAAGUACGAAAAUUUGGCUCCAUGUUCCCUGCACUGGACACACUGGUCAUGGCCAACAACUACCUGAGCUCCAUUCAAGACUCGGGAGAAAUCCUUCAGCGGCUCUUCCCUAACCUUCGAAGAAUAAAUCUGCACAACUCAGGGCUUAAUCGAUGGGAGGACAUUGAGAAGCUAAACUUUCUGCCCAAACUGGAAGAAGUGAGGUUGCAAGGCAUUCCUCUACUGCAGGCUUACACGAGCACGGAGCGCCGCAGUCUAAUGAUAGCCCAACUGCCAUCAGUGACCUGCCUGAAUGGGAGUGUCGUGACAGAUGCCGAGAGAGAAGACGCUGAGAGAUUCUUCAUACGUUAUCACUUGGAUCAUUCAGAGGAAGAGCUGCCCCACAGUGUUUGCAUUUCGCUUUGGAGAUAUCACUGCUUGGUGACCAAAUAUGGGAAACUGGCUCCUCUGGCUGAGAUCGACAUGAGACCACGUUGCCAUGCCAAAGUGGAGGUGCGCUAUGAAGACAAAGUGGAGCAGGUGAGCAUCCGUUUGGACCAGACCGUCGCAGGGCUGAAGAAGCAGCUGAGGACUGUUGUGCAGCUCCCCACCAGCAACAUGCGCCUUUACUACAUCGACAAGGGUUCUGCCUUUGGCCCCGACGAGUUGAAAUACAGCACACGGGCCUUGCACUCUUACAGCAUUCAAGAUGGGGAUGAGAUCCUGGUAGUUCCCAAAACAAAAUAACCGUCUUUCUUCAGGAUCACAAAAAAGCUAUAUUUAAAUAACCAAAUCCACUUUGAAUUAGCGCCAUCUAAUUUCCACAGAGUGAAUGGAACUGUCUUUCAGGGAAAAACUUCUAGGAUUUGCUGGGGCUUUAGUUCGGCACAUAAGAAACACCGUGUUCUAUUAGUACUUACUCUGCCGCUUUGGAAGUGGGCACUCAAACUUGUACCUCCAAUACAAAGCAUAUGCUGAGAAAAGUGCUUAUCUUCAUUUCAACUGUAUCCAUAUUAUGGAGUGUGUUUAUUUUGAUAUUUUACUCGCAGAAUAAUGAGAUCUGUUUAGUGGCAAAACAUCAGUCCACCAAAGAUUGUUAUGAUUACAUACACAUAUUAUAUAUAAUAUGAUUAUUCACAGUAUUUAUUAUGGAUUUACUGAUUGGUGUUAUUUGUUAAAAACGAAACAAAACAAAUCAAUAGCAAACCAAGCAAUGUGUAUGACUCUAUCCGGCCAGCAAAACAUAAGCGGGAAAUUUGGCUCCUAUGUUAAUUUAAAAGAAUAGUUCACCCAAAAAUGAGAAUUUUUUGAAAAUUUACUCACCCUCAGGCC
Molecule: messenger RNA, 2489 nt
Organism: Sinocyclocheilus rhinocerous
Lineage: Eukaryota; Metazoa; Chordata; Actinopteri; Cypriniformes; Cyprinidae
Product: tubulin-specific chaperone cofactor E-like protein
Exons: 9
Coding region: 522-1904 (460 amino acids)
Molecular function (GO): protein binding
Source: RefSeq, a predicted model, not a curated record